Molecule: messenger RNA, 3682 nt
Organism: Lemur catta (Ring-tailed lemur)
Lineage: Eukaryota; Metazoa; Chordata; Mammalia; Primates; Lemuridae
Gene: MME
Product: membrane metalloendopeptidase
Exons: 23
Coding region: 280-2532 (750 amino acids)
Biological process (GO): protein processing; amyloid-beta clearance
Cellular component (GO): plasma membrane
Molecular function (GO): metalloendopeptidase activity
Source: RefSeq, a predicted model, not a curated record
AGGCGUGCCCUGCCCUGGGAAGGAGCCGCAACGGGGACCUGAAGAGCGAGGGAGGGACAGGGGCAGAGAGGGCGAGCUGGAGGAGGACUCUGCGAGUGAUGUCAGGUCGACUCCUCAGGUUCAUUCCCAUAGCUCCCCGCAGCCUCUGCCUGGGGAGUUGGGUUUGGUUUCGGAGAUCAGCGCUACCCAAUUGCAGCGGGUCUGAUUCUGGGGCUGGGAAUUUGCCAUUCUGCUGUACAGACACAGAUUUUUUUUUUUAAGAAAGCAAGAUUUUAGGUGAUGGGCAGAUCAGAAAGUCAGAUGGAUAUAACUGAUAUCAACACUCCAAAGCCAAAGAAGAAACAGCGAUGGACCCCGCUGGAGAUCAGUCUCUCAGUCCUUGUUCUGCUCCUCACUGUCAUAGCUGUGACGAUGAUAGCACUCUAUGCAACCUAUGAUGACGGUAUUUGCAAGUCAUCAGACUGCAUAAAGUCAGCUGCUCGACUGAUCCAGAACAUGGAUGCCACCGCUGAACCUUGUACAGACUUUUUCAAAUACGCCUGCGGAGGCUGGUUGAAACGCAACGUCAUUCCUGAGACCAGCUCCCGUUACAGUAACUUUGACAUUUUAAGAGAUGAACUAGAAGUCAUUUUGAAAGAUGUCCUUCAAGAACCCAAAACUGAAGAUAUAGUAGCAGUGCAGAAAGCAAAAACAUUGUACAGGUCUUGUGUAAAUGAAUCUGCGAUUGAUAGUAGAGGCGGAACACCUCUACUCAAACUGUUACCAGAUAUAUAUGGGUGGCCAGUAGCGACAGAAAACUGGGAGCAAACAUAUGGUCCUUCUUGGACAGCGGAGAAAUCUAUUGCACAACUGAAUUCUAAAUACGGGAAAAAAGUCCUUGUUAAUUUUUUUGUUGGCACUGAUGAUAAGAACUCUAUGAACCAUAUAAUUCAUUUUGACCAACCUCGACUUGGCCUCCCUUCCAGAGACUACUAUGAAUGCACUGGAAUAUAUACAGAGGCUUGUACAGCAUAUGUGAAUUUUAUGGUUGCUGUGGCCAUAUUGAUUCGUCAAGAAGAAAAAUUGCCAAUCAAUGAAAGCCUGAUAACGAUGGAAAUGAAUAAAGUUAUGGAAUUGGAAAAAGAAAUUGCCAAUGCUACAACUAAAUCCGAAGAUCGAAAUGAUCCAAUGCUUCUUUAUAACAAAAUGACGUUGGCCCAGGUCCAAAAUAACUUUUCACUGGAGAUCAAUGGGAAGCCAUUCAGCUGGUCAAAUUUCACAAAUGAAAUUAUGUCAACUGUGAAUAUUAAUAUUCCAAAUGAGGAAGAUGUGGUUGUUUAUGCUCCAGAAUAUUUAACCAAACUUAAGCCUAUACUUACCAAAUAUUCUGCCAGAGAUCUUCAAAAUUUAAUGUCCUGGCGGUUCAUAAUGGAUCUUGUAAGCAGCCUCAGCCGAAACUACAAGGAGUCCAGAAAUGCUUUCCGCAAGGCCCUUUAUGGCACAACUUCAGAAACGGCAGCUUGGAGACGUUGUGCGAACUACGUCAAUGGGAAUAUGGAAAAUGCCGUGGGAAGGCUUUAUGUGGAGGCGGCGUUUGCUGGAGAGAGUAAACAUGUGGUUGAGGAUUUGAUUGCCCAGAUCCGGGAAGUUUUUAUUCAGACUUUAGAUGACCUCACUUGGAUGGAUGCAGAAACGAAGAAGAGAGCUGAAGAAAAGGCCUUAGCAAUUAAAGAAAGGAUCGGCUAUCCUGAUGACAUUAUUUCGAAUGAUAACAAACUGAAUAAUGAGUACCAGGAGUUGAACUACAAAGAAGAUGAAUACUUUGAGAACAUAAUCCAAAAUUUGAAAUUCGGCCAAAGUAAACAACUAAAGAAGCUCCGAGAAAAGGUGGACAAGGAUGAGUGGAUAAGUGGAGCAGCUGUAGUCAAUGCAUUUUAUUCUUCAGGCAGAAAUCAGAUAGUCUUCCCAGCUGGCAUUCUGCAGCCCCCCUUCUUCAGUGCCCAGCAGUCCAACUCAUUGAACUAUGGGGGCAUUGGCAUGGUCAUAGGACACGAAAUCACCCAUGGCUUCGAUGACAAUGGCAGAAAUUUUAACAAGGAUGGAGACCUCGUCGACUGGUGGACUCAACAGUCUGCAAAUAAUUUUAAAGACCAAUCCCAAUGCAUGAUAUACCAGUAUGGAAACUUUUCCUGGGACCUGGCAGGUGGACAGCACCUCAAUGGAAUUAAUACACUGGGAGAAAACAUUGCUGAUAAUGGAGGCCUUGGCCAAGCAUACAGAGCAUAUCAGAAUUAUGUUAAAAAGCACGGUGAAGAAAAAUUACUUCCUGGACUUGACCUAAAUCACAAACAACUGUUCUUCUUGAACUUUGCCCAGGUGUGGUGUGGAACCUACAGGCCAGAGUAUGCAAUCAACUCCAUUAAAACAGAUGUGCACAGUCCAGGCAAUUUCAGGAUUAUUGGGACUUUGCAAAACUCCGCUGAGUUUUCAGAAGCCUUUCACUGCCGCAAGAACUCAUACAUGAAUCCAGAAAAGAAAUGCCGGGUCUGGUGAUCUUUGGAAGAAGCAGUGCAGCCCUUGGCUAGACUUGCCAACACCACAGAAAUGGGGAACUCUCUAACAGAGAGAAAAUGGGCCCUGGGAGUCAGGAAGUGACUUGGGGUAAUUAACAGAGAUGAGAGCAUAAUAAUACAAAUGAAGUUAGAUUAUUCUAGAAAGGCUGUGGAGGGAGGAAGGAGAGAGAUCUAAGGUCUAUUAAUCACUUCUCACUGUGUAAAUAAUGGUUAAUUCUAAAGAUAAUAUUACUAUUCAUUUCUGUUUCCUUUAUGGUCUGCCAGUUUGAUGUUGUCCCUAGAAAACAAUGUUAACCGCUUGAGGUUAACAAUAGGAUUAGUGAAAAUUAGUGAAAUCCACUGGGAUUUCUAAUCCAAAGUAGAAAGAAGAUGUUGAAGAAUAUGGUUGAGCACCUGAAGCACAGUGGUGAAGUUAGUUUAAAACACAUUGCCUAAGUACUUAUUUUUACUUUUAUUUGCAGCAUUUAUACUCCUUCAAAACCCUUCCAAAGAAUUCUUAUACACAUUGGGGCCUUGGGGCUUAUAUAGUUUUAAACUCAGUUUGCCAUGCAUCAGUUAUUCAUUCUGUGAUUAUUUUAUUUUAAUUACUCUUAGGGCAAAAAUGAAGGUCUAAAGUUGUUUUUUGUUGUCCCUGCCUUCACUAAUAUUGAGAUUCUUGAGGCCCCCUAUAAUUUUCUAAGCAAUUUCUUGCUCUAUCUCAAAACUUGGUCUUUUUAAAAGAUUUAUAGUAAUGUAUAAAUAAUAAUUUUAUAUUUAAUUAUUAACUACAUUUAUGACUAAGUAACUACUAUAGGUAGUCAUUAAAUAUUGAGGUUUCAGACCAAGAUAAACAGUUAUGAACCAAGAUCUGUAAAGUGGUAUACAGAUGAAAAUUUGAGACUUUUUAAACUUACAAAUCAUAUUGAUGAAAAGCUUUAAGCACAAACUUUGGGGUAGGACAGUUGUCUAGAGAUCUGUAAUACUUGUGGUUUAUAAGCAGGACUUACAAAAUUAAGUCUGUCCUUGAGGGUGGCUCUCAUAAAAGGGAAAAACCGCAUCUAUGUAGCUCUGUGUCUCCUAUCCUUUCAGGUUUGUCAUCUGCUGGAAAUAUUUUGAUAAUAAAUUGAAAUUGUGAGCCCAUUACUCACUAA